This is a messenger RNA of Effrenium voratum, 719 nucleotides long. The record is from the annotation of a GenBank genome assembly. NCBI's taxonomy places the organism in Eukaryota, Dinophyceae, Suessiales, Symbiodiniaceae.
GCUUCCGCCAGCCGCUGCGCUGGAUCCUCGGGCAUGUGGCAGAGGCAAGUCCGUACAUUGCUGACCUGGUGGUGUUCAAUUUGCUGCAGAGCACCAUGCUGGAGAUGAAGGCGCAGAUGCGGUACUCCAAGGCACUGCAGAAGGCUUUCAUGGACAAGGGCAAGCUACACUUUGUAGAGGCAGAGUUGCAGGGCGUGCCGGAGCCGCUAAAGAAGCAGUGGGCCGGGAUGGGCCAGAUGCUGAGCCCAAAAGAAGAGAAGCACCGCGAAAGCCGCGUCUGGACCAUGCCGGAGAUGGAGUGCGACCCCUCUUCGGCCUUCUUCGGGUUUAUGGGCGUCACCUCCGCCCUGGUCUUCGCGAACCUGGGGGCGGCCUAUGGCACGGCGAAAUCCGGGGUUGGGAUCGCCUCUAUGGGAGUCAUGCGCCCGGACAUGAGCCAUGGCAAGUACCAGACAUGGAUCAUGAAGUCCAUCAUUCCCGUGGUCAUGGCAGGUGUCUUGGGCAUCUAUGGGCUCAUCACGGCGGUGAUUAUCAACGGCAAGAUGGACGCCGCCAACUACUCAGCCUACUCGGGCUACGCCCACCUAGGCGCCGGCCUCACGGUGGGCAUGAGCUCCCUGGCCGCGGGGCUGGCCAUUGGCAUCGUGGGGGAUGCCGGGGUCAGGGCCAACGCGCAGCAGCCCCGGCUCUUCGUGGGCAUGCCGGGGCGCCCAGCGUGA